AAUGCCCAAUUCGUUGAAGCGACCACAUCAAAGUACAUUGGCGGACAACUGAGAGCCGUUGGAACGAGUCCGGCCGUCCAGUGUGCUUCUCCUCGACCCCCGGCCUACUCCCUCAGUCAGACAGGCACAAUCAACGGUAGCACCACAUCUAUUGUCUAUCACAGCACAGCUUCCGUGGAGUCACCGUCACCACAGCAGGGCCGUGCUACCUAUUUGACAAUGCAAGGCAAAACAGAUUGUCUGAUGCCACUGAUAAAGCCGGAGACCGGUGUUUGUCGUCAGCAGUCACAACCUCACUCCGGCGUUGGAAUGGAGGACAACCUCGCUGCCAGUCAGCAGCUUCAGGGUCAAGUUCUGCAACAGCAGCAGCAACAACCGCAACAUCCUCAGCAGCAACAGCACAUAAUUGUCCAGACCCAACAGAACCCACUACAACAACACACCGUUUUGCAACAAGGUGAGUUCCAUUCGUUCACCUCCUCUUUGUCCCACUCGGUUGUCCAGGCAGGACAAGCAGUCUUGUGCGUACAAGGUUGUUCUGCUUUUUGUAACCUCCACCAUACAAACUGGGCGCAUUGGGGAUGUUAG
Dibothriocephalus latus is the source of this 588-nucleotide messenger RNA. The record is from the annotation of a GenBank genome assembly. NCBI's taxonomy places the organism in Eukaryota, Metazoa, Platyhelminthes, Cestoda, Diphyllobothriidea, Diphyllobothriidae.